AUGAGGCAUCCCGCGUACUCGUCCUCGGCACAGGUGGACGCUGUCGCUGCCUGUGCGCUGCCUCACGCGCUGUUUACGGACGUAGGAGAAGCCCACGAUCACGCGCAUGCGAACGAGGGGUCGCUGCUAGCUGUCGCCCAGUCGCAGCUCGAGGGAAACGUCUGGAACGGCCAGGUCACGCUGGUACAAGCUUCCGAUACUAAUGAACCGGUGUGUGGGCUGCAGCUGGACGCUGGCGUGGGAGCUCUGGAUUGGUGUGGUGCACAUCAAGACACACUCGUGCUGGGCUGUGACGAUGGCGACGUGCGGCUGGCGCAAUUGGGCCGGACCGAUGAAGCAGUGGCUCUGGUACCGAUCAGUGGCGCUGCUGGAGGCAGGGCAGAGCAAGCGGAUGCUGGGGUUAGUACAGGAAAAGGACACGAUGAUAUUGUCACGGGUGUGAGUGGCUCGCGUGUCGCAAAGACGCAGCUGGCGACGUGCAGUUGGGACCUUACGGUGAAGUUGUGGGACAUUGAAGCCAUGAACGAGACGAUCUCGACGCUUGAAGGUCAUACGGAUUUGAUUUGGGAUGUGGCAAUGCACCCGAUGCAUGCACCUCUACUGUGCUCGGCAUCACAGGAUAUGACGGUGCAGCUGUGGGACGCUCGUCGUCCUCAAAGUGCAGCGUUGGUGGUGUCGACAUUGCAUUCUGCGCUGUCGGUAGACUGGCACCCGACGCAGUCCACGGUGUUCUCGGUCGGUUUGGAAGACGGCACGGUGUGUACUUUUGACGUACGCUCGCCGCACGCACCGCUGACUCGACGAGAGACUCAUGGAGCAGCCGUACACGUCGUGAAGUACUCGGUGUAUCAUGAUGACCUGUUGGCGACGGGAGGGGACGAUGGGAAGGCAUUCGUGACUUCGGACAGCUUCUCGUCCGACCGCGCUGUGGGUAGAGAAUUGCUUGUUGGCGAAAAGAAGAUAGCACCGCAUCGAGACUACGUUCGUGCGCUGGACUGGUUCAAGUUGUCAUCAGCAUCUGACGGCAAGAAGCUCGAUACGAUGCUUGCCACGGGUUCAUGGGACAAGAGUGUGCACACGUGGGGUGUUGUCGACUACACGGACCCCAUUGCAGACAAGCUACGUUCGCCCGCGAUAUCUGAGACAGCAGUGGCAGCAGCUCUUCCAGACGUACCUGUCGCGUAA
Messenger RNA from Peronospora matthiolae, 1185 nucleotides. The record is from the annotation of a GenBank genome assembly. Lineage: Eukaryota; Oomycota; Peronosporomycetes; Peronosporales; Peronosporaceae.